Messenger RNA from Mytilus trossulus (common blue mussel), 3999 nucleotides. Its product is annotated as synaptic vesicle glycoprotein 2C-like. The record is from RefSeq and is a predicted model, not a curated record. The coding region runs from base 158 to 1753 and encodes 531 amino acids. Gene Ontology annotation, cellular component: membrane. The transcript is spliced from 14 exons. Gene Ontology annotation, molecular function: transmembrane transporter activity. NCBI's taxonomy places the organism in Eukaryota, Metazoa, Mollusca, Bivalvia, Mytilida, Mytilidae. Gene Ontology annotation, biological process: transmembrane transport.
CGGAUUUUUUCCGGAAUGGAUUCCAAAAUUAAACGAAUGUUUACAUGUCAAAAAAUAGAAUUUUGUCAUCAUAAACUUCACUUCAAUACACCAUAUGAGAGUCAAUGAACUACAACUAAAUGUUUCACACGUAUAAAUCAUCAACAGAUUUAUAUGAAUGCCAUCUCUGAUGGAAGAGAAUUUUAAGAUGUCACAGUCUGCUGAGUAUGACCCACUCAUUACCAAUCAAGAAGACCAAUCUGAUGUCAAUCCUGAUGCUGUUCCAUAUGAAGAAGCUCUGAAAGAAACAGGUUAUGGUAGAUUCCAUUUUAAGGUACUAGCGUUAUGUGGAUGGGCAGUAUCCAGUGAUGCCAUUGAGGUGCUAUCAGUUUCAUUCCUUUUACCAGCAGCAAGCUGUGACCUUGACAUUGGAUCCACAGAUAAAGGAUGGCUCAAUGCUAUUGUUUUUAUUGGUAUGUUAUUGGGAGGUUAUUUCUGGGGAUCAUUAGCUGACCACCAAGGAAGGAGGUCCAUUUUGAUGUGGUCUCUAACAGUGAAUGGAAUAGGGGUAUUGGCCUCCAGUGUAGUACAAACAUUCUGGGCUUUCCUACUCUGUAGGUUUAUUAGUGGAAUUGGUGUUGGAGGAAGUAUACCAGUUAUAUUUUCAUAUUUCACUGAAUUUCAACCCAAAGAAAAAAGAGGAAUGAUGAUCAGUGCCUUGGCUACAUUCUGGAUGUGUGGGAACAUUAUAGCUGCAGGUUUGGCCUGGGCAAUAAUUCCACGUGAUAUAGGAUAUAUCUCAUCAAGUUUUAAAUUCUCUAGCUGGAGGAUAUUUGUAGCUACAUGUGCUGUACCAAGUCUGUCUUCAGCUUUCUUAUUCACAAUGAUGCCUGAAAGUCCUAAAUUUCUUCUUAUAGCUGGCAAAGCAUCUGAAGCCAUCAAAGUACUUACUAAAGUACAUGACAGUAACUUCUCACACAGGAAGUCAAAAGAAUACAAGAUAAAAUCCCUGAUACUAGCCACAGAUACAAGUAGAGCUGAAUAUCUAGAACAACACAAUGGAGAUGUGGGCUGUAUAGCUAAACUAGGAACAGGUUGUACUGUGUUAAAAGAAUCAACAAAACAAUUAUUUCGACCUCCUUUAUUAAAGAGUACAGUUUUAAUGUUAAUAGUCAACUUUGUUUUAGCUUUUGGGUACUAUGGACUUUGGAUGUGGUUUCCAGAAUUAUUUAGUCGAAUGAAGGAUGGUGGCUCCCCUUGUGAUCAUUCUAAUUCCAAUUUUAUAAACCAGACAAGUAAAAAUGAAACUACUUGUAAUUACAAAGACAAUUGGGUGUAUUUCUCUGGAUUUAUGACUGCUCUGUCAAACUUACCAGGAAAUAUUCUAACAAUUUUCUUAAUGGACAGAAUAGGACGAAAGCAGUUAUUAGCAAUGAGUAUGGUGUUGUCAGGUGUGAGUGUGUUCUUCAUACCACUAAUCCACAAUAAGUAUGAGAAUCUGGGUAUAUCUUGUGUAUUUGGUGCUGUUUCUACUGUAGGAUGGAAUGCCUUAGAUGUUUUAUCAGCUGAAUUAUUUCCUACAUCACUAAGAUCAACAGCCUUUGGUAUUAUGUCUGGUAUUGGUAGAAUAGCAGCCAUUUUAGGAAAUUUAACAUUUGGUGAAUUAAUUGAUGUACAUUGUGCAAUACCUAUGAUAAUUGUUGCUGCUUUGUUAGUAUUUGGAGGGUUGGCAUCGAUCAAACUGCCAAACACAACUAAGGCAGAUAUUCAUUGAUAUUUAGAUCAUUUGGAGAUUUUUCUGCAUUUCUUAACCUUAAUUGUGAACAAAAUAAGAAGAAGUAGUAUGAUCAGAGGUGGAUUUGAGGGUUUUUCAAGGGGCCAGCCCCUCCCCCUCCCCCUUUUCUGGGAAAAAAUGGUUGAUUAAAUAAGGAAUCACUGAAGCAUGACUGGAGCGAGCCUCCUCUUAGGCAGUCAGUGGGCCACAACUUUUGAAAAUUUCUGGAAAUGCCACUGUAUGAUUGCCAUCAAGACAACCCUCCACAAGAAUCUACCGUAAACAUGAUAAAGCAUAGAGAAAGGUAAAAUUUUGUUUUAUGUAUAAAUAAUUUUAUUCCAUUGUUAGAAUAUUUUAUACAACAAACACCCUGGUGUUAAAAAUGAAUCACACAAAGGUUUAAAUUGUAUCCCUAAUACAUCAAUGUUAUCAGGUGCUUUGGUAGAUAAUUUGUUUUGAUACCAUUCUAUUGGUUACUUUGUUUUCUUAUAUUAACACAGUAACCAAUUCUCCUUUCUCCACUCUCAGCAUUUUUUUUUAUCUUAAGAUACUUACAAUAGCUUACAUGUUGAAAAUCUAUAAAUGUUACCAUCUUAUGUUGAAAAUCUAAGAAUUAAACAAUCGUAUGUUGAAAAUCUAAAAUUUAAACCAUCUUAUGUUGAAAACCUAAAAAUUCAACCAUUUUAUGUUGAAAAUCUAAAAAUUCAACCAUCUUAAUAUGUUGAAAAUCUAAAAAUUAAUCCAUCUUAUGUUGAAAAUCUAAAAAUUAAACCAUAUGUUGAAAAUCUAAAAAUUAAACCAUCUUAUGUUGAAAAUCUUAAAAUUCAACCAUCUUAUGUUGAAAAUCUUAAAAUUCAACCAUCUUAUGUUAAGAAUUUUUAUUAAUCACUAACAGAGGGAAUCAAAACUGUUUGCUAUAUGCAUGUAUAUAACAGCAAAUCAGUUUAGGUAAAAAGGAAAUAGAUGAGCAAACCUUUAAGAUUAUACUGCUGUUUAUUAGAUUUUAGCCUAUGUAUUUGAGGUGAUGCAUAAUGUAAAGUGACUACUGAGGAAGCAUUGAUUUUUGUGGGGUUUAAAAUUUCAUGGUUUUGUCUCUAUAUAAGAUUCACAAAUUUCAUGUGGAAUUAAUUUUGUGGUUUCAAAUAAAUGGAAGUGAUAUUAUAUGUAAGUUAAAUUUUCAUGGUUUUUUAACUUUGUGGAUGUAAUUCUUUCCACGAAAUAAACAAAAUUAAAUCUUUCACAAAAAUUUCUGCUUUUACAGUAUAAACUUUAUCAUGCUUGUACUUUUUUUACAUAUUUAUACAUGUACAACUUUUUACCAAACAAAAUUAAUAAAAAUAUGAUCUGUUCUGAAAUGUACUAAAACUAAAAUAUAGAUUCUAUGCUGACAUGGAUUAUCUGGUUGAAGACUCAAGUUUAAAUUGAUAUGUCUCUCCCAAGUGUAUUUUGCUGUAUGAUAUCUGCUUAUUGUUUUAUAUUCUUAUGAUCUGUUAUAACCUACCUCUUUAAAACAUAAACAAUGAAAAAAGGGGGGGGGACAAAUUAAGAAGCCUUUUGGAUUUCAGUUUUGUUACCAAGAUUUAAAGCAAUACGAUAAAUUCAUUGAUUUUAAAAAUUGAAGUUCUUUUAUAGCCUUUAUGUUAAGAACUUAUAUGUUGUUUACAGAAGUGAUGCACUUUUUAAAACGAGUAACUCCACUAGUCUAUUUAUGUGACAUGGAUAUAUUUGUACUUAUUAAUCUGCCACUAUAUUUAUCAGGAAUUCAAUUAACUUAUGUAAUGAGAUUGUUUUGCUUAUUUGUAAAGAGAUAAUAUGAUAUAGAUACUCGGGUUUGAAGCUUGAUAUUACCAGUAAAUUGUCAUGAUGAUUUAUACCUGUAUCAUGAAUAGUAAUGAUUAUAGGUAUAAUGUAACAGUAAUACAAAAUGUAGUGGUUUUAAUUGUAAUGGCACAUGUAUUACUGAUAAAGGUUUAAGUUUAUCCAUGAAUUCUAUGCAGGUCCAUAAAAUUGUUAUACAAUAAACUUGUCUAUGUAAAUUGUUGGCAUCAUAGUGUUGGGAGUUAAUUGUGAAAAUUGUUGAGUGGGAAAUGUAGAUUUUAUUAUUAUCAAAUAAUGAUGAUACUGAUAAGAUAUUAAUAUUUUGUUAAAUAUUUUGUUACAUGAUAUAUUUAUAAAUAAAUAAAAUGUCUUGCUUAAAAUUGUGUACUGAAAAGAUGAUCUUUUUAUAUUAAUAAAAAUGAGAUGUG